Ictidomys tridecemlineatus (thirteen-lined ground squirrel) is the source of this 4454-nucleotide messenger RNA. RefSeq names its product RUN and FYVE domain containing 3 (gene Rufy3). Lineage: Eukaryota; Metazoa; Chordata; Mammalia; Rodentia; Sciuridae. Gene Ontology annotation, biological process: regulation of axonogenesis. Gene Ontology annotation, molecular function: metal ion binding. Gene Ontology annotation, cellular component: dendrite; cytoplasm; axon. The record is from RefSeq and is a predicted model, not a curated record.
AGUUCAGUUCAUUAGUCAGCCAUUUUGGUCAACACCCUGCUUACUGCGCACAACCAAUCCUGUUAGAACUCAGCAUCCUGGCUCAUCUGAGCAGAUCCUGGAAGUGAUUUCUGCAGUUUGGGAUUUUUUUAAAAGCUAAAUUGGAAAUAUAGUCUUAUUUUUCAUUCUUUUUUUUUUUUGUUUAUAUAUUUUUUGUUUUCCCUGCACAAAGAAAGGAUUUCUUCACUUAUUCGUGCUAAGACCAGUUUUUUAAAGCCAGCUAAGGCAUUGGCAGAUUUGAAGCCUAUAGCUCAGCUAGAGAAGAGGGUAGAGAAGAAAAGAUAAAAGGAGAGGACGCUGGAGAAGACAAGCAUCAUUUUAUUUUGCUAUGUGGUAGGAAUUGUCAAUAAGAAAAGAUAGGGUAGAAUUAUUUUUCUUGAGCAGUUGGUUUCCUUGUUUUUUUGUUUUUUUAAUUUUAGGAUUUUUUUGUUUAUUUGUUUUUAACCUCCCCCACCCCUUUUCCUGAACGCUUUGUUUCAGAGGUUCAGAUUCGGGGAUUUUUGGUGAGGAGGUCUUAUUAUAUUUCCUGUGUGUGUGUGUGUGUGUGUGUGUGUGUGUGUGUGUGUGUGUGUGUGUUGUGGUCCCAGCUGAGUCAUCAUGUCUGCUCUGACUCCUCCGACCGAUAUGCCAACCCCCACCACUGACAAGAUCACACAGGCUGCCAUGGAGACCAUCUACCUUUGCAAAUUCCGAGUGUCUAUGGAUGGAGAAUGGCUCUGCCUUCGAGAGCUGGAUGACAUCUCACUUACACCUGACCCAGAACCUACCCACGAAGACUCUUGGGAGGAUUUGACAGAUUUGGUGGAGCAAAUGCGCGAUGAUACAGAAGAUCCAAAUUAUCUCAUGGCUAAUGAACGUAUGAACCUGAUGAACAUGGCCAAGCUGAGUAUCAAGGGUUUGAUUGAAUCAGCUCUGAACCUGGGGAGGACUCUAGACUCUGAUUAUGCACCCCUGCAGCAGUUCUUCGUGGUGAUGGAACACUGUCUGAAACAUGGCUUAAAAGCCAAGAAGACGUUUCUUGGGCAAAAUAAAUCCUUCUGGGGUCCUCUAGAACUGGUAGAAAAACUUGUUCCAGAAGCUGCAGAGAUAACAGCAAGUGUUAAAGAUCUUCCAGGACUUAAGACACCAGUAGGCAGAGGAAGAGCCUGGCUUCGUUUGGCAUUAAUGCAAAAGAAACUUUCAGAAUAUAUGAAAGCCUUGAUCAAUAAGAAGGAACUUCUCAGUGAAUUCUAUGAACCAAAUGCCCUCAUGAUGGAAGAGGAAGGAGCUAUAAUUGCUGGUCUAUUGGUGGGUCUGAAUGUCAUUGAUGCAAAUUUUUGUAUGAAAGGAGAAGAUUUGGACUCUCAGGUUGGAGUUAUAGAUUUUUCAAUGUAUCUCAAGGAUGGGAACAGCAGUAAAGGUAGUGAAGGGGAUGGUCAGAUAACUGCAAUUCUGGACCAGAAGAACUAUGUAGAAGAACUCAACAGACAUCUGAAUGCUACUGUAAACAACCUUCAGGCAAAAGUAGAUGCAUUAGAAAAAUCAAACACUAAACUCACAGAGGAGCUUGCAGUCGCAAACAACAGAAUUAUUACCUUGCAAGAAGAAAUGGAACGAGUUAAAGAAGAGAGCUCCUACAUAUUGGAAUCCAAUCGAAAGGGUCCUAAGCAAGACAGGACUGCAGAAGGACAAGCACUAAGUGAAGCAAGAAAGCAUUUAAAGGAGGAGACACAAUUACGAUUGGAUGUUGAAAAAGAGUUGGAGAUCCAGAUCAGCAUGAGACAAGAGAUGGAAUUGGCUAUGAAGAUGCUGGAGAAGGAUGUCUGUGAGAAGCAGGAUGCCCUGGUGUCUCUGCGGCAGCAGCUAGAUGAUCUCAGGGCUCUCAAGCAUGAACUUGCUUUUAAGUUGCAGAGUUCAGACUUAGGAGUAAAACAGAAAAGUGAACUAAACAGUCGCUUGGAAGAGAAGACUAAUCAGAUGGCUGCUACCAUUAAACAACUGGAACAAAGUGAAAAAGAUUUGGUGAAACAGGCAAAGACCUUAAAUAGUGCAGCAAAUAAACUGAUCCCAAAACAUCAUUAGGCAUUUUGCAGUUGGUCACCUCACAGUAUCACAAGUCAAUUGUAAAAGGAAGAAAUCUGAAAGUUAUUAUGUUUAAGCUCUGAUUCCAUAAAAAUGUCACCAAAAGUUGACUUUGUAUUUGUUGGACUUUUAAAAAUAACAAUUGGACAAAUAGGUUGGGGUUUUUUUCUUAUUAUUAUUUUCUCCCCAGAGUUAGAAAUUUGGUGCAAAUUUCUAAUUAAAUGACAAAUAAACUGAGAAAUUACUUCUGAGUUGACCAAUAAAUAAAAAUAGCAUUUAAAAAGAAAAGCCCAGAGAAUUGAGGCUUUGUAUAUAUAUAUAUUAAUGAUGCCUUUACAACCCAUUCCUUGGUAAUAUCAGAUUCUAGGUGCAUUGUUAAUGUCUGUAUCAGCAAGCCUGUUCUGUCAUUGCAAUGUAAUGAACUAGAGGUGACUACCAUGUAAACUUGGACUCUUCUAAAGUAGUUGUGUCUCUUAGACCAUGACCCCUUUUCAAUUUUGUUAUGUAGGUUUAAUCCCCAAACUAAGGAUAAGUGCUUAGUAUUUCAUUACAGUUCUAUUCUCAGUAACCAAGAUUGCUUGCAACUUUUUUGCCUUAGUGAUUUUGAACAACAAAGAAAAGCAUCCUUAUAUUUCUUUAAAGUACAUAGAGAUAAAUUUAAUAAUUAGGUAACUUAUGAUAACAUCAUAUUAUGGAAGCUUGAGAAAAAUCUCCUAAUAUUUGUCAUCUUCUACCUCUGCCACUUUUUCUGAAAUUCCACUUUAGCUCAGAGAGAAAAAAUUUUAAUAAAAACACUCUUCUCCUAUAAACAAAAUGCACUAUGCAUUUUUCAGUUCUAUCCUGCUUUUCCUACUGGAGUAAAGAGGAUAAGGCGUAUAUAUGAAUAAUGAUUUCCUGCCUGUUAUUCCUUAGUUUCUGUUAUUAAGAAUUUCUGUUACUUUUUGUUUAGAUGGGUUUGCUAAUGGUUCUGGGAAACUAACAAUUUAGUUAUUAGAAAAACAUUUCAGAUUAAGAAAUAAAUGAUAAAGCAUAUUCUUUAUUAUUAUUUAGUAUAAAAAUAAAAGUUCCCAGGGCUGGGGUUGUAGCUCAGUGGUAGAGCACUUGCUUUGCAUGUGUGAGGCACUGGGUUCGAUCCUCAGCACCACAUAAAAUAAAUAGAUAAAAUGAAGAUACUGUGUCCAUAUAAAAGUUCCCAGUAGGUAUCCACAAGCAAUAUUAUCAGGGCUUCUUUUUCUAAAUGACCACCAAUCUAACCCUUUCUAUGCUUUACAUUGUAAAUAAUUGUAUAAAUACCAUGAUUUUUUUUUUUUUCUUAAAGUGACUUUUGAUUUGGGGAUACAGGCUUUUUUAGUAAGCCUUCGUUCUGUCAAAAGGUCUUGUCAAAAUAUUUGGGAUUUUGUUUGCUUGGGUUUGUUUUAUUUUUUUUUCCUUCAUCUGGUAUGCUUCACAGCAUUUCAGCUGCUAAGGUAGGGACAAAGACAACCCAUGCUUCUGGCUCUUGAAAUUCUUUACAUUCUACUUGGCAAAACCAGAAUUAAGAGAGUAAGAUAGAUUUCAUAUGUGUUUAUGCUUACACAGACUCGAACCAAAAUCAAAUUGAAGAACAUGUUAGAGCCAACUUUAUGAAAGAUACUAGGCUCUUGAGCUUAUAUUAGUUCUUAUCAUUUUGCACCUAUAUAAAUAAAAUGCUUACUACAUUCUUAUCUGCAUCAACCUUUUGUGCUGAUGAGUUGCCUUUUCUAUGGGCAUUUGGAGGGAGGACUCAAACGUGAAAAUUAAAACAUUUAAACUACACAUAGCAUGCUUCUAAGUUCCUUUAUAUAAAGCUCCAAGUGUUUUGCCUUCUAAAACAUUAUUCUUAUAGGUGCAAAAUUAUAACUUUAGAAGAAAGCAUCCAUUGGAAUCAUCCAGAGAAUGUGGCCAGGGGUCUUAUAAGGCCCAGUGCUAAAUUCUUUGUCCACAUAGUCACACAUGACUUGGUAGAAAUGGAAUGGAAAGAGUCAGCCAAACUCUGAAAAAGGCUUUUCCUUGUACAAUAACCUGAAACCUGGUUAAAGGUUGAUGUAUAAUGUCCUAUGAUUUAAUAUAUGUGGUUUGAGGAAAGGACCAGAAAAAUGUUAUAAUUCCACUUAUUAAGAUAGUUACCCAAUUACAAGUUCCAGUUAUGUAUGUAAAGCAAAUAAAAAGUACCAAAUCAAAUAGGAAAUAAAAACAAAAUAUGAAUUAAACUCAAAUUACUAUGUACUUGAGGUUGGCUUUGGAUAUGGAUUUUCUAAAAAGUGAUGUUUUAUUGUUGAUCAUCUAAUGACUGUAAACUGUAGUGCUAGAAUAAAAAAAAAAAAUUGGAAAAUUUU